AUGGAUCCGUCUGUUGCAAACAGCAGUAAGUUGCAGCUUUCACACUUUGAAUCCUGCUUGCCGUCUAUUCCUGCCGUCUUCUUGCUCAUCACAGCUUACGCUGUAGUCAUGCUGGUGGGGCUCCUUGGCAACCUUUGCCUAAUUAUUAUCAUCAGGAAACAGAAAGAAAGCCAGAAUGUCACCAACAUUUUGAUCGCCAACCUCUCCCUAUCUGACAUCUUGGUUUGUGUCAUGUGCAUCCCUUUCACUGUUGCGUACACUUUGAUGGAUUACUGGGUGUUUGGAGAAGCCAUGUGUAAAAUAUCUAAUUUUGUACAAAGUAUGUCUAUCACUGCCUCUACAUUCUCACUUGUGUUAAUUGCUGUCGAGAGGUAUCAGUUAAUAGUAAACCCGCGAGGUUGGAAGCCUAGAAUUUCACAUGCAUUUUGGGGAAUUAUCUUCAUUUGGGCCUUUUCUAUAAUACUGUCGACUCCUUUUUUUUUAUUCCACCAAGUCACCGAUGACCCCUUUAGAAACCUUUCUUCCCACAGUGAUAUUUAUAUGAACAAAGUUGUCUGUGUUGAGGUAUGGCCAUCCCUUGAGGAGAGGCGUAGCUUUACCACAACAAUGUUAGUUUUCCAGUACUUCUUACCACUAGGGUUUAUUUUCGUCUGUUACAUAAAGAUAUUUGUGUGCCUUCAGAAGAGGAAAGGUAAAGUGGAUAAGAUAAGGGAGAAUGAGGUCAGACUAAAUGAGAGUAAAAGGAUUAAUAUUAUGUUGAUUUCAAUUGUUGCAACCUUUGGGGCAUGUUGGUUACCACUGUACAUAUUUAACGUUGUGUUUGACUGGAACCACGAGGUCCUGAUCAACUGCCACCAUAAUGUGGUCUUUACUUUGUGUCACUUGGUAGCCAUGAUUUCGACGUGUGUCAAUCCAAUCUUCUAUGGAUUCCUCAACAAGAAUUUUCAGAAAGAUUUGGCUAGUCUGCUUCACAAUUUCAAAUGCUAUGAAUCUCAAGGGUUGUUUGAGAACAUCGCCCUUUCAACUCUGAACACCGAUGUGUCAAAGGGAUCCUUUAAGCUGAACAACAUGCCUUCGAAUAUCUGA
Podarcis lilfordi (Lilford's wall lizard) is the source of this 1086-nucleotide messenger RNA. The record is from the annotation of a GenBank genome assembly. Lineage: Eukaryota; Metazoa; Chordata; Lepidosauria; Squamata; Lacertidae.